This is a messenger RNA of Klebsormidium nitens, 867 nucleotides long. Lineage: Eukaryota; Viridiplantae; Streptophyta; Klebsormidiophyceae; Klebsormidiales; Klebsormidiaceae. The record is from the annotation of a GenBank genome assembly.
AUGACGUGGAGUUCUACUACACCCUUGGCAAAGGUAGCCAAGCUGAAGAAAGCGCACAAGAAGAGCUGCAAGAUCACCGCCGGCAUCCGUGGUGCGGCCAAGGCUAAGGGUGCACCCAAGGCCCUGAAGAAGCAAGCCAGGAACCUGACCAAGAAACUAAAGGCGGUCCACAAGAAGGGCGCAGCGGCUCAGAGGGCCAUCAAGUCCGCGACCGGAAAGGCCGCCAAGGCCAAGCAGAUCAAGGCAUUCGGGAAGAUCGUGAAGAAGGAGAGGAAGCUCGAUAAGAGUGCGCUGAAGGUCAUCAAGAAGGUGCAGGCGUCGAAGGAGAAGAAGGCUCAGAGGAAGCCGAGGAAGGGAACAAAGAAGGGAAAGAAAAAGACCGCUGGAAGGAGGAAGACUUCUGGAAAGAGAACGUCCAAGAGCAAGAGCAAGAGAAAGACCAAGAGGAAGAGCAGCAAGAAGAGGUGCAAGAAGUACCGCGGCGUCUGCCGAAAGUAUAGGACCGUGAAGGGAAAGCGGCAAUGCAUCAAGAGGGGAGAGAGCGUCGAUCAGACGGUCUGGGAGAGCCCCGCCGAGAAGAAGAAGAAGGGGGUCAAGAUAGGAGAUGACUUUACGACGCAAGUCUUCAAAGGAUGCGCCGACACUCUGGUCGCAAUCCUAGUUUACGUCAUCAUCAUACACAUCGCAAAGUACUACAAUACGGCACACGUCAUACAUUAUGAUCGCCUCUUCACCUUCACGCUCGUGUUCUCUUUCGUUUCCGUAGUGCUUCGAAUGAUCAAGAAACCCUUGGGAAAUCUUUUCGUAAACUCCCUGUUCUUUUCCUUAGGAGGUCUGUUCAUCAGGGACGUGCUCGGCCAGAGCUGA